CCGUGCGCCGUAAUACUACUUCUCGUCCUCCGGACUUUAUGGAUUUAUAAUCGGAUGUGUGAGGAGCGGAUCCAGGGGAGUUUCAAGCCGAACGAGAGGACUUCUUUUCGGACUCGACCCGGACACUUUCCCCACUGAAACGCGGGGGAAACUGGAUUAAAGCUUCUUCAUGCAACUUUUUUGGAGAGAAACCAAGAGCACCUCAGCGGGAGAUAACAAGACCAGUAACGGUCCCGCUUUCUCUCUGAGUCCCUGCGGAAUGUACCAAGGGUUCCCCGGCGACCCCGACAGCGGAUCCCCAGGAAGCUCGUCCCCAUCCAUAGAGUGCCUUUCCUCCGUGGACUCCUUCGGCAGCCCGCCGACCACCAGUGCUCCGCAGGAGUGUGUGUCAGUGGGAGCUGGCUUGAGCAUUGCGGGCAGCGGGCCAGGGACCAGUGUCGGAGUGGAGAUGCCCGGCUCAUUUGUGCCAACCGUCACCGCCAUCACCACCAGUCAGGACCUGCAGUGGAUGGUGCAGCCAACCCUCGUCUCUUCCCAGGCCUCUGGACAAAGUGGGUCCAGUGGCACCACAGCCAUGACCCAGCCAGUGUCACUUAUUGACCCUUAUGAUAUGCCAGGCCCCAGUUACUCAUUGAGGUCUGGAUUCACUCCCCCGAGUUCAGAAACUCCGGGCCCAGCCCCGGGCCCUAUGCGCCAGUCUCGAGCCCGCAGCCGCCGCGCUCGUGAGGAGUCUGUGAGUGACGAUGGAGAUGUUGGUGUGUUUCUAACACCCGAGGAGGAGGAGAAGAGGCGUGUUCGUCGAGAGAGAAACAAGAUGGCCGCUGCCAAGUGCAGAAACCGCCGACGAGAGCUCACAGACAGAUUGCAGUCGGAGACGGACAUUCUGGAGGAGGAGAAGGCUGAGCUGGAGUCCGAGAUUUCUGAGUUGCAGAAGGAGAAGGAGCGCCUAGAGUUUGUCCUGGUGGCCCACCAGCCCACCUGUAAGAUCCAAUACCAGGUCCAGCAUCCACAGGGCCCAGCGCCACUCCCUCCGGUCCAGGCCCAGCUCCCUCCCCAGACCUUGCAACCUUCUGUCUCCAUUGUGGGUUUGGCUGUGAAGGAAGACUCUUUCUUUCUUCCUCCUGCCUACACCCCCCAUCCGGCCUCCACACAGUCCCAGCCUCCGGUUCAGCAGCAGCAGCAGCAACUUCAGCAGCAACUUCAGCAGCAACUUCAGCAAGGGAUAAUGCAGGAGGUAGAGUUUUCUAGUUCUUUCUAUGGCUCAAGUGAGCCAGUACCUGGUGGGCCGUGCCUUAUGGCCAGCGACGGUGGUGGUGGUAACCAUGACGAUGCCGCCAUUGGCCGCUACAACACCUCAUACACAUCUUCAUUUGUGUUCACCUACCCAGAGGGAGCCUGCGGGGUCAGUGCCAACCAGAGGAACAGCAGUAGCGAGCAGUCAUCUGAUUCCCUGAACUCGCCUUCGCUGUUGGCGCUCUGACUGACCGACAGACACAUGCGCACACAUAUCAACACGCAGAUACAUUGUACUCCCUGGAAGUAGAGGCUGAGGCUAGUAUAUGCACAGUGCCAAUCAGUCUCACAGAUUAAAACAAAAGAAACAGUCAUUUGUAUCUGAAUGGGUUAAAGUUUACCAAUCUGAAAUACAUUCCAAAAAAGAGCCAUACAAACCCUAAAUAUUGAGCUUGAAUAUUGAAUAAAUUCUGGUUUUGUAUUAUCAGAAUUCCUGCAACUGGACGAGAGAAGUGAAUUAAAAACCACGUCCAAGUUGCCACUUUUACGUGCAUUAACAUAAUAACACACGACCAAUACUCUGAAUCUUCACCAUGUACAGUUAAUAACAUAAUUUCACUUUACAGUGCAACACGCACCAGAGGCCCCACCUUGUUCCCUCUGUCGGUCGCCCCCUUCCCAGUGCUCUUGCUCUCAUCCUUUUCCAUAACUUUCUCCCUUCUGCUCUUGCUGAAUGUAUUUGUGCAAAUCUGAGAGACGGACGAAAGACACUUGGUUCCGGGUCUUUUUUGUGGGAGACUGCUGAACGCUGGCUUACCUCUAACCCUUCAUCUGCUCGACAUCCCUCCGCUUCUUCACAUGCUGCUUGGACUUGGCACGUAUAGGAUCUGAAUAUCACAGGCUCUGCUAAAUCUUGUGUUUUCUUCCUUUGUUUUGAAAAAUACUUCUGCCGUCUGCCUACCUGCCAUGCGAACCAUCUCUAGUCCAUCUCUGUUUUUCCUAUUCUUUCUCUGUGUUUCUCCCUCUCCCUGAAGUCUUCAUCCCCCGAGAGCCCGAAGACCCCUUCCGACCCCUGGGACCUUGAGUGAAUGACGGCCUAACUAACACGCCCCUUAGCACCCUCUCAUACAAGGACAUGGACACAUACAGAAGAACCUUAAUCUUCUAUCUCUGAUCCUAACGGCGCAGCAGCUACAUUUCUAACACACGCACACAGACAAAUAAUUGAUGAACCCAAAAUGCGAGAUGGAUGCUGCUGUCCUCUGCUGAGCCAUUUUUACAAGAUGACGAUAAGUCUCAUCUGAUGUUCUGAGGCAGAUUAAAAGUAGGUGGAGAGAGAUUUUAACAGGAGUGGAGGAAGGAAGUCCAAGCAACCUGGACAGACUCAAAUGGAGAGGUGAUGGAUAACUAUCGAUUUUCGGAACCAAAUGUUGAAAACAAAGAAUGAGCCAAAUUCUUUAAAAAAAAAAAAAGUUAAAAUAGGAAAGAAAACAUAUCGUGCUCUUGCCAACCGUGUGGGAGGAUGCCCUCAGUAAAACACACCUCCAUACCACAGGGCUUCAUCACCCUGGGCCUACGUGUGCACAUAGUCUCUGAACUGAAGAUACAGACGUUUUGUUGCAUCGCACCAGCUCAGAGUUUUGCUGAGAAUCAAUCAGAGGAUUCAAAGGAGGGACCGUUUUUUGGAGUGAUUCAGACAACCUCUAAGCAUUGGGCUCGGUGGUCUCUGUACCCCCCCGGCUCUCUCAGUGGAGACGAGCUGGGGGUGCGUUUAUUGGGAGUGCUACCACUCGGAGGCACCUGGCCCGUUUAUUUCUUUCUUUAUUGAGGUUGAUGUGGUGAGAGAGCACAAAGCAAGACCCGGGAACAAAAGAGGAUUUAAAAAAAACAAAACAUGGGCCGAUCGUUGUGGAGUGAGCGUCUUUUCUUCGCCUGUGAAUUUGUAAAAUUUGUUUUUCCUGUAUGUUCACGUGAGAACUGUUAUAUAUUUUAAUGUUAAUGUAUGUUUGUGUGUUUAAUUUUUUUCCAAUGACCUCUGCUUUCUCUCGUACUGUUGCCUUUCCAUUUUUUGUUUUUACUUUUUAUAAUUUUUUAACCAAGAGGUUUCCUUGUUACUGUUACUAUUAUUAUUACAUUAUAAGUAUUGUUUCCUUAUUUUAUUGUAUUUUCAUUUGGCAACUUCAGAGGCAUGUUGUGCACUACAAAAAAAAUUAUAAGUCUAUAUGCAUAUACAUACAGGUAACAUGUAUAUAUAAGUGUAUGCACCAUGAUUGUAAAGUAUGAAUGUCUGCAGAGCUAGAUGGGAUAUUUUUGUCAUUAAAGAAGAGAAAGAAAAAAUAUUGCGGAGGUUUAGUUUUAAAAAGAAUAUUUUUCUAAAGGAACAAACAAAACUAUAUUAGAUUUAAAGAGCUGCCCUGUCCUUUAACAUGAAGCACGAUGUCAAUGCCUCUAUCAGUGUGUAUAUAUGUUUUAUAAACAAUAUAAAGCACUAUCCAGUUAGAUUAAAUGUACUUUUAUGAUUCUGAUGUUAGAAGGUUGUGGGAACAUCUGUUGUUUGCUUGAUUUUCUCUGUGAGGUCUGUCCUAAACCUACUGACACCUUGAUGCCACUUGACCCUUAGCAGAUAAAAAAUGAGGGGGAAAAAUCUGUGUGACUUUCAAUACACAUUAAAAGAGUUUAGACUA
This is a messenger RNA of Limanda limanda (common dab), 3917 nucleotides long. RefSeq names its product FBJ murine osteosarcoma viral oncogene homolog B (gene fosb). The record is from RefSeq and is a predicted model, not a curated record. The transcript has 5 exons. Gene Ontology annotation, molecular function: RNA polymerase II cis-regulatory region sequence-specific DNA binding; DNA-binding transcription factor activity, RNA polymerase II-specific. NCBI's taxonomy places the organism in Eukaryota, Metazoa, Chordata, Actinopteri, Pleuronectiformes, Pleuronectidae. Gene Ontology annotation, biological process: regulation of transcription by RNA polymerase II. The coding region runs from base 170 to 1480 and encodes 436 amino acids. Gene Ontology annotation, cellular component: nucleus.